Messenger RNA from Racocetra fulgida, 372 nucleotides. NCBI's taxonomy places the organism in Eukaryota, Fungi, Glomeromycota, Glomeromycetes, Diversisporales, Gigasporaceae. The record is from the annotation of a GenBank genome assembly.
AUGCCAUCAAGAAAGAAAGUUUUUAUGCAAGCCUGCACCCAACCCUCAAAAGAGUUCAAGAAAAAGAGUACGCUCUUGAAGAGAAUUUUCAAUCAAUCUGUAAAAUAGAAAAUGGCAUUGUAGAAAAAGAACCUUCCUCUGAAGAAAUAAAAUUUCUGGAAAAAAGAUCUAAUACAGAAAGGCUACAUAAAAACAAUUCAAUAAAUUAUGCCGAUGCGCCAUAUUUGCCUCAACUUAUGGGAAUCACAAAGGUCUUAAAGGAAGAGUUACAGAAAAAAGACCAAAUAAAAUCUGCACUAGUAGUAUCUGCCACCUAUGUAAAAUAUAAAUAUAAAAGUGGAGACCCUAGUAAUAUUGAAAACCAUAGUGCAA